Messenger RNA from Vicugna pacos (alpaca), 5137 nucleotides. NCBI's taxonomy places the organism in Eukaryota, Metazoa, Chordata, Mammalia, Artiodactyla, Camelidae. The record is from RefSeq and is a predicted model, not a curated record.
ACUGCUGGGAAACCUGAAGUGCGGGCUUAGGGAGCUGCGUCUCUCCCGCCACACCCUGACUUUCAAAUUACAGCCUACUCCUCCGCUUCAUUCAUCGGUCACCGAAUGUGCCUAGGACAGCUGCCCGACUGUUGGCGUCCAUCGGGUUAAUUAGACCAGGUUUGCAGCUCCUUGCAGCAUUGUGCUGAAGACAACAAUGCCGAAGAAAGCGAAGCCUGCAGCAAAUGGGCAGGAAGAGGGGCCUGCUCCCUGUAAGCAGAUGAAGGUGGAGGUGGCCGAGGGGCCUUUCCCUUUGAACUUUGACAGCCCCAGUGGCCUCUUUGAAAGUUUAAUCUCACCCGUCAAGGCAGAGACUUUUUUCCAGGAAUUCUGGGAGCAGAAGCCCCUUCUCAUCCAGAGAGAUGACCUAGCGCUGGCCACAUAUUACCAGUCCCUGUUCAGGCUCUCAGACCUGAAGAGCCUGUGCCGCCAGGGUGUGUACUACGGGAGGGACAUCAACGUCUGCCGUUGUGUCAGUGGGAAGAAAAAGGUUUUAAAUAAAGAUGGCAAAGUGCACUUCCUUCAGCUGAGAAAAGACUUCGACCAGAAAAGGGCAACAAUUCAGUUUCACCAACCUCAGAGAUUCAAGGAUGAGCUUUGGAGGAUCCAGGAGAAGCUGGAAUGCUACUUUGGCUCCUUGGUUGGCUCGAAUGUGUACAUGACGCCCGCAGGAGCUCAAGGCCUGCCACCCCAUUAUGAUGAUGUCGAGGUCUUCAUCCUGCAGCUGGAGGGAGAGAAGCACUGGCGCCUGUACCGCCCGACGGUGCCCCUGGCGCGGGAGUACAGCGUGGUGGCCGAGGACAGGAUCGGGAGGCCGGCACAGGAGUUUACGCUGAAGCCAGGAGACCUGCUGUACUUCCCCAGGGGGACCAUUCAUCAGGCAGACACUCCCCCGGGGCUGGCGCACUCGACUCACGUGACCAUCAGCACCUACCAGGGCAGUUCAUGGGGAGAUUUCCUUUUGGACACCAUUUCGGGGCUCGUGUUUGAUACCGCGAAGGCCGAUGUGGAGUUACGGGCCGGCAUCCCUCGGCAGCUGCUCCUGGUGGAAACCACAGCUGUUGCAACAAGAAGAUUAAGUGGCUUUCUGAGGAUGCUUGCAGACCGGCUGGAGGGCACCGGAGAACUGCUUUCAGCAGACAUGAAGAAGGAUUUUGCCAUGAACAGACUUCCGCCUUACUACAUGGGAGACGGAGCAGAGCUUUCAACACCAGGUGGAGCUGAUUGUCUUCUUCGAGGUGGACAGUUACCGAGGUUGGACAGCAUGGUGAGACUGCAGUUUAGAGACCACGUUGUCCUCACUGUAGGACCGGAUCCGGAUCCAUCUGAUGAAACUAGAGAAAAGGUCAUUUACAUCUAUCAUUCCUUAAAGAAUAAAAGAGAGACACACAUGAUGGGAAGUGAGGAAACAGAGUCUCAUGGACUUCUCUUUCCUUUCUCGCACAUGGAUGCACUGAAGCAAAUUUGGAGCAGUUCAGCUGUUUCUGUCAAGGACCUGAAACUUACUACGGAUGAGGAAAAGCACAGCCUGGCGAAGAAAAAUUUGAUCUUUUACAAGGGUGACAGAGUCUUUAUACCGUGAGGGCAGACCAGGGAGGUCUCUGCUCAGGGACAGGUAAGCCUUGGUUAGAGUCUUGUCACCCAGAAGGGUGUCUUUGUUAAUACUGAGAGUGCCAGGAUGGCUGCAUAUUAUUUGUGCUUUUUUAGUUUGAAGGACCGAGCAAAGAGCAGCCACAAAACACUCCAGUAGUUGACCCUUUUUCCUUACAAAGCUGAGGCCCCUCCCUGGGGGCAGUGACAAGUGUGAAUACUUACGGUGCUUCAGUUAUAAAAAGCCUCAGUAGAGAACCUUGAAUGUUUAUCUAAUACAGCAGCUUAAUAGGAAGGUUUAUUAAAUAUGUUUUCAGAUAUUGCUAAAGAAGUAUUCACCCUUUUAAAAGUCUGACUUGACCUAUAGGACCCUGCUUCCCUGUGCCUGGCGCUCAUACACGCGUCUGCUAGGGGAUUAACAGCUAACACAGGAUGACAGCAUCACCAGCGUCUGACAACAGUCAGGACUAGGAUUCCUGUUCGGUGGAGAGGAGAGGAAACAGACCUCAGGAAACUUGCUCAGCAAAGCUGGAGAUCAGGUGGGAAUACAAUCUCCCAGAAAUCAGAACACGCUCUUCAGAGGAACAUGGAAUGACUGGCAAGAAUAUUUUGAGCUUUGCCAUGGUUAAGAGCAACAGUCUUGUAGUUGGGGAAGAAGUUUGCUCAGUGAUCCAGGAGUGUGAGGGUGAGCAGCUUCCUUUCCACGGGGCGAGGUCCCUGCUCCCUGUGCUGACUCUCAGGGAGGCUGCAGGGUCUCUCACAAUAUUUCAAUGUCCCACUUCUGUGUUUCUUCUCCCUCCAGGGGCUGAUUUACAAUUACAUGAGUUUUGUCAUAAUAAUUUCCUCCUAAAAUAGAAAUUCCAAAAGGAAAGAUCGUUUGUUCACACAGGUGCGUAACAAUUUCAAUUUUCACGAGCUUUUGUUUACGUCAUUUGUAAAGCAGAAUCUGAGGUUAAACAGGCACAGCUCUUCCUUACCUCAAGUCGCACCUUAUGACUCAGACUGAAAAACUAAGAGCUGUAAUAGAUGCUUGCAUAAGCCGUGUUCCUAACAAUGGGCUUAAGAACACGGUGCUCUGACAGCACCCUGGCUCCAAGUCAGGUACUGGGUUUUUGUUUCUACACCAAAGGUGGCUAUGACUAACCCACUUAGAGCAACAGCACUGAGUAACACUGGCCCUGACCUUGCUGAAUUCAAAAGCACGUUUAAAUGAUACCUACCAUGAAUUUUAAUGCAGGGCUUUUAAGGACCACACAAUUCACGAUAGAAAGUCAGAGGUGUUUCUUUAAGAAAAAGAUGACAUCUCAUGGUUGAUGAUGCUUCAAACUUAGAAUUGUUCUCAGAGAUCAUAUAGUGACAGCUUUACAACUGUACUGAUGAACAAAGCCUGAGGCUUUUUCUGCUUGAUCCAUAUAUAGCGCUAAUUGUUUUGUUUGUUAAAAUGGCAUAUCUCAACUUCUUCAAGCAUAAUUUAAAAUGACUUAAUAUUUCUAUUGUACACAAGGACUUCUUUUACUGAGGAGGGGGUUUGGAACGUAAAAUGAAUAUUCAAGGACACAGAACGCUGGGUUUCAGCACAGGCCCACCUUUAACGUCAAGGACAAGUUGAUCACUGAGGUAGGAGCUGAUGGUUCCAUUUUUGUUCAGUCUCCACUUCUGCCUCAACUGGCCGUGUUCAGUCCAUAGGGCGACUUUAGCUCCAGGUGUGUCCCGACCACCGAUCACAUCAAGACAUGUGUUAUUGGCCUAAAAGGGUCAAGAAAUAAAUGGGCAGAACUGUGGUGUUUGCUACAAUCAGUUGGAUUGGGUCCCUCUUCUUUCAUGUGAACAAAUCAGAUAUUCCAUGACUGUCUUGUCUUAAAAAAACUAUACAGCAUAAUUAUAAUCUCAGUCAACUUUCUGAGUCUUUAUGGCUGAAGGGAGGAGAUGGUAUGGAAUUAAUGUAUAGAACUAGAGGUACUUGUUUUUAAAAGGACAUCUGGAUCUGACAACAGAUGGUCAAAAAAAGUUUUGUAGAAUUAGAAUUAAGUGUUGAGUCCCUGUUAGCUUAUAUGUAUAUGGUCGAGCCUGUUUUCCUGACAAAAACAUCAGGUGAUGUUCUAGAUACCCAGACAAUAUCUACUUUUUUCUCAUGCUUCUACAAAAAUGAAAAGCACUUAAAAGUAAUUAAUUUGCUGGUGAUACAAUAAAACUGGUGUUCCAUUCCCCACAGCAUCAAAAAUCAGUGGAAGGGUUGCACAAAAGCAGACCUAAAUUUUAUUUUCUAAGCUUUCUUCAAAAACAGCAGCUUGCUGCUUCUUUCACUGUAUAUUUUGACAAUGAGAAGGCCUCACCAUAUUUGGAAUCACAAAGACGGCCGAUUUUAUGGGCCAUAGAGUGUGAGGAAUGUCUCACAGAAGCACAGUGUCCAGCUGGGUAGUGUCUUUUCUCAUGGGUUUAGAAAAAAUCAUUGAGGAAUAUCCACAGUAUAUGAUAAUCUUGCUUUGUACUUUAAAAUGGAGAAACUUUUGAUGUAGAAAAUCUGGUUUCUGAGCCCAUUUCACUUAAAUGCUUCAGUAACAUGUGUCAGUGUUAUAAUCAUGCAACAAACUGUUUACAGGAAGUUGUGUUACCUUAUGAUGCCAUUUGAUUAGGCAAGAUUCUGGUUUCCAACAGAAAAAAAUCCACAGACCACAGAGCGGGGAACAGCGUCCGUGGGGCUGGUUACCUUGGAUUUAAAGAGUCCUCGGCAGUAGUGCCAGAUCUGAGUGUUCCUCCCACUGUAUGGAGACAAGCACACAGAGGUCGCCCGGGUGUCAGCCACGUUCCCGGUGACGGUCAGGUACUCAUCCUGGGCUCGGUUCUUUAUCCUAAUGUACACUGCAGGCUGUGGCGGGAGAAACAGAGCCAUUUAGGAAAAAAAACCUUUGAAUCUGGAAGUCAGUCCUUCCAAAGGAAAGCUUGGAGGGGAAGUGAGAGGUGAUGGAAUUUAGCUGAUUUAUCAGUUUCACCCUUUAAGGAAGUAUGUCUAAGUUAAUAUUUUCUAUGGACAAAUCCUUAGCCCACUGAGCAUACAGCUUAAAUUGAACACUCUCUAGUGUAUUUUUCUGAAGUAUGCUGUUUCAGAAGCGUAAAAGGUGGUCAUUUCAUUCACUAGGACUCCAUUAUGGGCAAGGCAGUGGUGCAGAAUUAGGGACCUGACAUGUUUCAUUUGGGAUGCUGGGCUGGGAGCGGCAGGGGAGUAGGAAUAAGGGCAAGGUGCUACCUACCUGCAUCUAACAACAUCUCAGUAGAGACAGGACAAUAAUCAGACAUACUGGCUUGAGCUGCGAUUAAGUGCCAACUGACCGCUGUGGGUGGUGCUAAAAAACCCAGGCCGCUGAGGGCCCAUGUAGCUCGGGUAAUCUCUGUUUACAUUUAGACUUUGUUGACUUUUAUACUUCAAGGGAAGAACUGGGUCACAAGGGACUUCAUCUCCUGGGCUUGGAAUAUAUACAGGAAGUUUUCAAAUAAAAUGUUAAAUCUAGGA